AUGCUGCUGGGCGCCCCGCGCCUCCUGGGCCGCUGCCUGGGGCUGCUGCGCCCGCUGCUUGCCCGCGGGUACCGCGGCGAGGCGGACAACUAUGAACGAAUGAAGGCACUGGUAACUGAGCUACAAGAAAAAGCAGAAAAAAUCAGAAAUACUUUUCUCUCUCAUAAGCUUUUUUUUAAUUUUAGGACGGAAUGCUUGAUUGUUGCCAAUGAUGCAACUGUCAAAGGUGGCACCUAUUAUCCCAUCACUGUUAAGAAACAUUUGCGUGCUCAAGAAAUUGCAAUGCAAAAUCAUCUCCCUUGCCUUUAUUUGGUUGAUUCAGGAGGAGCAAACUUACCUCGGCAAGCAGAAGUAUUUCCAGAUCGAGAUCAUUUUGGCCGUAUUUUCUAUAAUCAAGCAGUCAUGUCCUCACAAGGAAUUCCACAGAUUGCAGUAGUCAUGGGAUCCUGUACAGCAGGAGGAGCAUACGUACCUGCAAUGGCUGAUGAAAGUAUUAUUGUUGGCAAACAGGGAACAAUAUUCCUGGCAGGGCCACCUCUGGUUGAAGCAGCAACAGGUGAACAGGUAUCAGCAGAGGAUCUUGGAGGGGCAGAUCUUCACUGCAGAAAAUCUGGUGUAACAGAUCAUUAUGCUUUGGAUGACAAUCAUGCACUUCAUCUGGCAAGGAAAGUUGUAAGAAGUUUGAAUCUCCAGAAGAAAGUAGAUGUGACUAUAGAACCAUCAGAAGAGCCUUUAUUUCCAGCUGAUGAAAUAUAUGGAAUAGUUGGUGAUCAGCUAAAAAGAAUUUUUGAUGUCAAAGAGGUCAUUGCUAGAAUUGUAGAUGGAAGUAGAUUUGAUGAAUUCAAAGCCUUGUAUGGGGAUACUUUAGUUACAGGAUUUGCAAGAAUUUUCGGUUACCCAGUAGGAAUUAUUGGAAACAAUGGAGUUCUUUUCUCAGAGUCAGCGAAAAAGGGUACACAUUUUAUCCAGUUGUGUUGCCAGAGAAAUAUUCCCAUUGUGUUUUUGCAGAAUAUUACAGGUUUCAUGGUUGGCAGAGAAUAUGAGGCUGGAGGGAUAGCAAAAGAUGGUGCCAAGAUGGUAACUGCUGUAGCUUGUGCCAAUGUACCUAAAAUAACCGUCAUUAUCGGUGGCUCUUAUGGAGCUGGAAACUAUGGGAUGUGUGGAAGAGCAUAUAGUCCAAGAUUUUUAUAUAUGUGGCCAAAUGCUCGCAUAUCGGUGAUGGGAGGGGAACAAGCUGCAGCUGUUCUAGCUACAAUAGCUAAGGACCAAAAAGCAAGGGAGGGAAAACAGUUGUCUGAAGCAGAUGAAGCAGCUUUGAAGGAGCCAAUCAUUAGGAGGUUCGAGGAGGAAGGAAACCCUUAUUACUCCAGUGCAAGAUUAUGGGAUGACGGAAUUAUUGAUCCAGCUGACACAAGACUGGUUUUGGGCCUCAGUCUCAGCGCAGCACUAAAUGCACCCACCAAGAAGACAGAAUUUGGAGUUUUCAGAAUGUAAACUUAAACAUGUGAUCAUCAGAAUUACCUCUGUAUAUUUUAUUUGGGGCUGGACAGCAUAGUAGCUACAAUAUUGUGGUGAUUAAAGAUAAAGAUUUCUGAGAUGCUAUUUUAAAUGAAAUUUUCAUCAUUAUUUUCACUGACUGUAAUUAUCACACAGUGCUUCAGCUUUUUGAUAGUUAUUUGAGAUUAGUCAUUUAAGUGCUUAUAUAACUGCAUUUCAUGAAUAAAUUGCAAAUUCUAUCAUUGUUCUUCAUGUUACAUGAAACUAUUGAUACUAUCUCUUGUAUAAAUAAAUGUACAAAAAUAAGCUACA
Passer montanus (Eurasian tree sparrow) is the source of this 1809-nucleotide messenger RNA. RefSeq names its product methylcrotonoyl-CoA carboxylase 2 (gene MCCC2). Gene Ontology annotation, cellular component: mitochondrion; methylcrotonoyl-CoA carboxylase complex. NCBI's taxonomy places the organism in Eukaryota, Metazoa, Chordata, Aves, Passeriformes, Passeridae. The record is from RefSeq and is a predicted model, not a curated record. Gene Ontology annotation, biological process: L-leucine catabolic process. Gene Ontology annotation, molecular function: methylcrotonoyl-CoA carboxylase activity. The transcript has 15 exons. Bases 1 to 1494 code for a protein of 497 amino acids.